This is a messenger RNA of Columba livia (rock pigeon), 3792 nucleotides long. It is a transcript of the gene DESI1, whose product is annotated as desumoylating isopeptidase 1. Gene Ontology annotation, biological process: protein modification by small protein removal. The transcript has 6 exons. The coding region runs from base 75 to 761 and encodes 228 amino acids. NCBI's taxonomy places the organism in Eukaryota, Metazoa, Chordata, Aves, Columbiformes, Columbidae. Gene Ontology annotation, molecular function: peptidase activity. The record is from RefSeq and is a predicted model, not a curated record.
GCCCCAGGCCGGAACCGCCGUGCUGCAUAACGGCGCAGUGACGGGGCAGCCCGGCCGGCCGGCGGCCGCCGCGCAUGCGCAGAGGCAGCGUCGCCUCUUCUGUUCCGUCUGUCACCUCACGGUCGGUGCCGCCGCGCCCGGGAGCUGCGGCGGGCCCGGCACUUAGAGCCGCCAUUCCCCUCCGCUUCCCGGCGGCCGGCGGGUGUUUGCCAGGGCUCCGGGUGUCGCCCGGCGGCCGCGCCCGCACCCCCAUGGAGGAGCCGCUGGCCCUGCACCCCGUGAAGCUCUAUGUGUACGACCUGUCCAAGGGCAUGGCCCGGCGCCUCAGCCCCCUCAUGCUGGGGAAACAGCUGGAUGGCAUCUGGCACACCUCCAUAAUAGUCCAUAAGGAUGAGUUCUUCUAUGGCAGUGGAGGAAUCUCCAGCUGUGCACCUGGAGGGACGCUUCUUGGCCCCCCAGACUCGGUUGUAGACCUGGGAAACACUGAAGUCACAGAAGAAAUUUUUCUGGAAUAUCUUUCCUCUUUGGGGGAAUCUAUGUUCCGAGGAGAGUCUUACAACCUCUUUGAACAUAACUGCAACACCUUCAGUAAUGAAGUGGCACAGUUCCUGACAGGGAGAAAAAUCCCUUCCUACAUCACUGACCUUCCAUCUGAAGUACUUGCCACACCUUUUGGACAAGCUUUAAGGCCUCUCCUGGACUCCAUCCAGAUCCAGCCACCCGGAGGAAAUACCUUCAGCAGACACAAUGGACAGAGCUAACAGGAGUGAUCCUGUAUGCCCAGCCUCACCAGGCCUCUUCCUUUUUAAACGUGAAUCUACCAGAUUUCUCUUUUAUAAUUUCCCAUCAGAAUUAACUCUACAGAAGUUACAGGAAAAGUUUUACAUUUUCCUAGGGUGAGGAUUUAUCAGGGUGCAUGUAAGACAAUGUUACCAAAAAGAUUGCCAUAAUUUCUUAUAGUAUUCUACUAACUUAUGAAGGCUGUCUUGCCCAAGUAGGCAGACACUUCCUAAGUAACUCCUGUGCUGGUAAGUGGGAAUUCGUUCCGUGAGCAUUCAAGGGCCCAUUACACAACUUGGAGUAAAUAAGGAAAUGUCUUAGUCAUCCCUUGCGGGCUUGCAUCUCUUUCUCCUGUCACUACCUAUGUUAUGGGGGUAUUUGCUGAAGUCUGUAGGAAGAAGACAAAGGAAGUAUUGGUAUCCUAGGAAGUGAAGGUGUCCCAGGAGUAGUCUUCUGCAUAUUUCAUUGGCGUUAUUUUAUUUGCUCAGGGGAAAAGCUGAACUGGUCUGAUUACAAUAUUUGCAGUGGCACAGCCAUGUGGGAAAGGUGAUCAAGCUGAACCGUUUGUCAGUGUCACACUGGAAAGCUGAAACUUUCAAUGGGAGUAGCUGUGUGUGGGAGGUAGGCUAGAACUGAAGGUUCCCGAGAGCCCCCUAACACUAGAUCCAGGAGUUAUGGGCAAGAACCAGCUGAAAAAACAGAAUCCCAUGAGCAGAAGUGGUGGAAACAGAUUUCAGGUGAAAGUAAAAUGAAAUUAAAUGUUUCCUUUUCUUGCAUGUAAGCUUAUCAGCAGAUAGACAGAACCUUGUUAACUAUUUACCUUUGCAUAAGAGCUGUUUGAUUUUUUUUGUUACCAAGCCAGAGUUUCAGAACAGUAAGAUAGGAAUAGCAUGGCAACUGCAUGAUGAUAUAAGGUGGAGUAAUUCUGCCUUGAGUAUCUAGUUGCAGACACAGCAGGAGUUCCAACUUUCUUUGAUACCGCUGCCCUUUUCAAAGCAGUCAAGCACAUCACAGAGGGGACUCUGCUUAAAUGUAAGAGAAAUAGGUGAUGGGUCUCCCCAAAUGUGAAGAAAAUGAGGAAGAGUAAAAUUAAGCUUUUCUGUGGGACAACUGAGUUUAUUGCGUUACACGCAGAGGCAGUCCUGUCCUUAGAUUGACAUUUGAUUGUAUCAAUACUGCAUCUUCUAGUUUGACUCUUACAGCUUUGCAAUUAUUUGCAGUGGAAAAAGAUCAGUGGAAUGAAAGAAUAGACACAUUGAUUUCUUUUCAUGCAUGCAUACACACUUUUCGUGAACAGUUUUGUAACAGUAACAUUUAGGAGGGAACAUAAGAGAAACCCCAAAACAUUGCUGAUGCUCCAUAAACAGGGAUUGCAUGUCCCAGAUGCUGCUGAAAAAGCAUCUAUGCAAAUGUACAGCCCUUUGUCUAGUGCUUUGUUGUGAAAAGUGUUGCUGCCAAGUUCCAUCUUGAAUCUCAGACUUCCAGCACUGGAAAUUUCCUGUAUACCUAAGGAGUAUAGAGGAGAUGUCUUUGCUGGGAUUUUUCUCUCGGAAUAAUACAGUUUGAUAAGUUUCUCACACUGUUACUCAGUGUGAACUAUAAUAGUUCAUAUUUUUGAGGUGGUGGAAAACUGCAGUCUGUCAAAUACUCUGUUGCCCUGCACCUUGUGGAGUCACUACACAAAUGGAAAUAGGCUGCUGUUUGGCAGUUUUGUGUGUACCUGCUCUCAGUGCACAGCAGUGGCUCUCGCAUCCCAGAUUGUUUUUUUUUCUUGUCAUUCUCUGCUCGUGCCACCAACUUCUCCUUAAACAUUUCAUUUGGUGGGCUGGACUUGGAGAAUUCUGUAGCGGUUAGUACAGAUGGGCUUAUACAACAGCUUUCAAUCUUACCCCAUCAAAAUGUCCUAUUUGCAGAAAGCAUUCUAUAAUAAAUCACUUAUGAAUGCCUUUUGGUGCUCCUGGAGGAAGAAUUGGUGGUUUUGUGCUAAGCCAUAGCUUAGUUUUCCUGUUUGUUAUGUAUAUCCUCUCCAGUCUUUUCCCACACCUAUUCUGUGAAGAAUAACCAGUCUCUCAUCUUAAUACACACACCACUGUGCCACAAAGUGCUGUAGCAUGUUAGAGAUCUUGGAGCUUCCUCAGUUGAACAGGUACACUCAAGCUGAUACAGUGCAACCCUAUGUCGAGGUGUGCUAGUUUGGUACCUGCAAACAGCACAGCUGCAAUUGCUUGUCUUUCAGCAAACUCUCACUUCAGGCACAGCUGUCUGUGGUGGAAGCGCUGGUGCCACAGUUUCUGCCCCAUGCUCUGGCACAAUGAGGAUAUUCCCUGUAUGUCCACUGCUUUAGAGGUCCUGAGUCGGGUUUCUGCUUGGCUGCCUACUUCAGGACUUCUUACCUCCUCUCAGGAGGCAGGAAAGAAAAGGAAAGACGUUCACCCCGUGCAUUUUGCAAUAUGCAUUUUACCCUCUUGAGCAGCCUCUUUGCAGAGAUAAUGCUGCUACUUCAAGGUCACUGGGUAAAAUUUCACGUGGCCAUAUACUGUUUGCAGCAGCCAUGGGGCUACUUGAGGGUCUGCUGGGCUUGGGACCUACUCUGUGUUUCGUGGCAAAGGAACUGUGGGAGGGAAUCCUGUUUGCUUGGUCUGACUGGGUAACGAGAGCCCUGUAGACCUCUUGGGAAACCCAUUUUCUCCAAAGGUGGUUAUGUGUAAAUUGCAGGACUGUGCCCCCAACAUUCCACCCAGCCCUACCUACACAUAGGAAUAUAAACUAGAGAAGUGUAUGUAAGUGUAUAUAGGUGAUGAACUUCAGCCAGCUGAUUGACAAAGGGGUGGGGAAACUGAACUCCUGAAAGGGAGCAGAACCCUUUUGCCCACACUUACUCUUCUGUCUUCUAUUGCUGGGGUUCCCCUGUGCCAUUUUAAAAAUGUUAAUAAUGUCUUUAUGGAAAAAGUGGUGUUUUGAUUUAUUUGUGGGGUUUUUUUUUUCUAUUACAAUAAAAAAAAAAUACAGCAA